AUGUCCGUCAACGCCGCCAAUAUGUAUGAGAAACAAUACGACUACGGGGACUGCCCUAUAAAGCAUGGAGAGAUUCGCCUUAUGAUUCUCAAACCAAAUGCGCACCAUUCGGCUGAGAUUGUUGUUCAGCCGAGAGUAGUCUCCAUCCAAGAGAUUAUAGGAAAUCCCCAGACUUUCAAAUACGCGGCUAUAUCACACAGUUGGGGUAGUGAGGACGAGAGCAAUACUGUCUUUGUUGACGCGCCUCAUGGCCAUGGACCGCAAGCCGUUUCCGUGGUGAUCGACUUCUCAACGGACGCGGCACACUCCCUUCAGAAGAUGGAGCGAGUUGACGGAAGUAUCUACGCUCCACGGCAGAGGCUACAAAGUCUUGUCUCCUCGCUGUCGACUUUCAAGACGUCCGAGCCUAGAGAUACGAUAUAUGCGCUUCUCGAUCUAGCUACGGAGACAUGCAAACUUUCGAUGAGCAACAACUUACAGCAACCCCAGCGGAUCAUACGACGGCGGAACCCUGCUCCGGAGUCCGACUACAGCAUCGACUUGCUCCACCUUUACACAAAGUUCACCAAAUGGUGUAUCGGCGAAAGUCAUUCUUUGGACAUUAUCUGUCGUCGCUGGGCGCUCCCCGAGCUUGAACAGAAGCUAGAUGAGCAGUGCCCAGAGCUUAUGAAGCUGCCGUCAUGGAUCAAAACGGUAGAGGAAUCUGAGUCUCGUCCCCGAAAUGGAAGCUUAGGCGGACGGAAAACAGCGAAUAGUCUUGCUGGCCUACCUGGGAACUGCUGUUACAACGCUUCAAAUGGCCACUUCCCCAACGUUGAGUUCAGGAGAGACAAGACACCUAAGCUGGUUGAAGGCUCUCCGCCAGAUAUCCUCCGCGCGCAAUCGCAGAUAAUUUCCGACAUGAACCUGACGAUGACCAUUAGAGGACGGUCAAUUGGAGUCGUCUCAGAAGUUCAUUCAAUGCACAGCGGUAUCAUUCCGAGUAAAGUUCUACUGAGUCUAGGCCAUGUUUCGAGUACAGAGCCGCAAAAUGUCCCGGACGCUGUCUGGAGGACACUCGUAGCAGACCGGGAUGUAGACGGAAAAGCAGUGCCGAGAUGGUAUCAACGAGCUUGCAUGGGAUGUCUGUCGUCCGUCACUGAUGCUGAGGAUAUUGACACCAAUGCAAUUCUCCAACGAUGCGACCCUCCAACGGAUCUCAGCGCAGCUUACUUGAAGAGAUUACAGGCUGUCUGCUUCAACAGGAACUACAUCGGAUGCGAGGAUGCGAACGGGAAGAAUGGGAAGUUGGUAGGGAUAGCUCCUCUUGAUUCCAAGGUCGGCGAUGUCGUGUGCAUUCUUUUCGGAUGCUUCGUCCCUUGUGUUCUCCGGCCUUUCUGGGAUGCCAGAUGGCGUGAGUCUCAGCCUUAA
Molecule: messenger RNA, 1410 nt
Organism: Colletotrichum costaricense
Lineage: Eukaryota; Fungi; Ascomycota; Sordariomycetes; Glomerellales; Glomerellaceae
Exons: 2
Coding region: 1-1410 (469 amino acids)
Source: RefSeq, a predicted model, not a curated record